AUGGAACGCGGUGGACAAAUAGAUGUUAUCUACACAGACUUCGAAAAAGCGUUCGACCGGGUAGACCACCUCAUUCUUCUAAAAAAGCUCCAGGAGCUAGGUAUCCACGGGGAUUUGCUUCGGUGGAUGGAAUCUUACCUAUCGAAUCGAUCCCAGGCUGUCGUAAUGGGCGGUUAUCGCUCAGACUAUAUCGAGAUGCCCACUGGAGUUCCACAGGGCUCACACCUGGGACCAUUGCUGUACAACGCCUAUUUGUACGAUAUUGGUGUGGACUCCCUGGUGAUGCUGCCGUGCUUCGUCAUCAUCGGCGACGACGCGCGGCUGCGCGUGGCGGCCGGCGACGUGCCCAAUCUCAUACGACAGCUGAUCGUGCUCAUCGCUAUAUCUUAUGUUAGGCUUAAGAUGUUUCUUAGCAUUUUCCAUGCGAAGCUCCUUCGAAACGUCCUCGACGUGAUCAGCCGGGACUACCAAAGGUUCAACGUUCUCCCAGAAGAAUACCAGCAGCUCGUAGAUAAGAAUAUCAGGAUGACCAAGAAGUUCCAGUACACCUGGGGUGUAGCUAUCGCGUCUACUCUACUGUCAUUCAUCGUAUUGGCUCUGGGCUUCACGGUGUAUUCGCAGGUAUUCAGCGCGACCCCCCGGAAGUACAUGAUCCACGAGUGCCGGCUGAUCUCCCUGGCGGAGGGGGAGCAGUACCUGACGCCGUACUACGAGCUGUUCGCCGCGUACAGCGUGUACGUGCUGUGGGAGGUGUUCGUGGGGUUCAUCGCUUACGACGGAAUAUACAUCCUGUCGAUACUGCACGUGUCGCUGCGACUGAAGAUAGUCGCGCUGGAUCUGUCGCGGGUCGCGUGUGACGUCACGCCCGCCGCCAUGACGCGCAGGAUCGUCGAGUUUGUGAGAGACCAUUGUGAGGUACAAAGGUUCAUCACCAAGGUGGAGAAGUGUUUCCAGGUGUGGCUGAUCAUGCUCGUCUUCAACGCCAUUCUCCAGAUCGUCAUGUCGCUCAGUCAGACCACCAAGAAGAACGACAGCGACUACAAGACAAUGUACUACCUACUGUUCGUGGCGGUGGCUCUACACACAUACCUGCUCUGCUAUCUCACCUCUUACGUUACUUAUAAUGGGGAAGAACUAGCCAUGGUGGCGUACAGCACGGGUUGGGAGGCCGUCCCCGACACCAGGGUUAGGAGAUCCCUGGUGAUGCUGAUGAUGCGGGCGCAGAAGCCCACUCAAUUCAAGGCCAUGGGUAUGAUGACUAUCAACAUGGAGUUGUUCACUAAGAUUCUUCAGACCAGCUACUCAAUUUUCACGAUCCUUCGCAAGUAA
Aricia agestis (brown argus) is the source of this 1329-nucleotide messenger RNA. Its product is annotated as odorant receptor 30a-like. Gene Ontology annotation, molecular function: odorant binding; olfactory receptor activity. The transcript has 9 exons. The record is from RefSeq and is a predicted model, not a curated record. NCBI's taxonomy places the organism in Eukaryota, Metazoa, Arthropoda, Insecta, Lepidoptera, Lycaenidae. Gene Ontology annotation, biological process: detection of chemical stimulus involved in sensory perception of smell; sensory perception of smell. Gene Ontology annotation, cellular component: plasma membrane. Bases 1 to 1329 code for a protein of 442 amino acids.